UAUAUUCUAAGUACCCAAACGUGUAUUUCCUUUAUGUCAGUUGGUGUUACGUAAAGCCAAGUGAACUCGAAUGUUAUUGUUUUACUAUGUUAAAUAUUGUUUAUUGUAUUGAAUUUCAACAAUGCCGCGCGAGAAAGAUCCAGUGUGGUCAUACUUUAGUUGCACUAAGACAAAAAAUACUGGGUUAUGGGCUCGGUGCAAAAAAUGUAACAAAGAGAUGCAAGGAAUAAUAAAUAGAAUGAAAUCUCACGUUAAAGUAUGUCAGCCGCAAGUAAAGAUAACAGAACCAGAUUCCCAGCCAUCAACCAGUUCCAGUUCAGUUCAGCCUCAGUCACAACUGACUAUAGUGCGUCAAAACACAGGCAAAACAAUAGAAGUUAGUGAGGAAACUGGAAGUGGCCGAAAGCAGUUACCUACACAAUCGAAAAUACUAUGUCUUAAAAAUUCCGAAGUCAUAACUACAACCAAGGAAUAUAAACAAAAAAUUGAUAUGCAGGUCGGAAAAUACUUUUACGCGACUAACACUCCAUUCAAUCAUGUUGAACACGAGGAGUUUAAAAAAUUGUGCGCUCUUUUACGGCCUGGGUAUAGACCUCCAUCAGCAUAUGAAAUAGGCAAUCCCAUUUUAGAAAAAAAAUAUGCUGACACAAUGUCUAUAUGCAAAGAAAAACUUAGGAAUCAAACAGUUUGCAUGUCUCAGGAUGGCCAUCGCACUAAAAGCAAUGGCUAAAGCUAAGCAGGAAGUAGGCGUUACUGUUAGAAGUUUUGUCACAGACAGUGCUGCAAAUGAACGAUUAAUGCGGAGUCAUCUUGAGAAAACUGAAGACGUGGAUAUAAUACAAUAGGGAUGUUCAGCUCAUAUCUUAAAUCUUUUGGCUAAAGAUUUGGGAUCCCUGCCACAUCGAUUGUCAAAGUAAUAAAAUACUUUCGCAACCAUCACAUUCCAGCAGCUCUAUAAAAACAAGCAGGCGGUAAAAAGUUAGUCCUCCCUUUAGAAGUACGAUGAAACACGAUGAACGACGCUAUUCGCUCGUAUCUGGACAAUAGAGGAAUUUUAGUUCAAGUUAGCCCAAGACCAUAAAGACAAAAUCGAUAGGGAGGUUAUAAAAAUUGUAAAUGACUGUCAGAUUACAAUGAAUGCUGUAGAUUUCCUUAAAACAUUAUCACCCAUUGCAACAGCUCUCGACAGGAUGCAACGUAAUACUACCACAAUAGCUAUAGCUGUUGAAAUAUGGAAUAAACUCGAGGUUGACCUGUUGGGUAACAGUGCAUACCAAAGUGCCAAAACAAAGAAAGUCUUUUUGAGCCGCAGAGCAAUGGCGCUGCAAGGCUUACAUUACGCUGCGAAUAUGAUAGAUCAUAGGUUCCUUGGUCGAAGCCUAAACAAUGAACGGAAAAAACAAGCGUAUGACUUCAUAAUUGCUGUAGGAGUUGAUGAAAACUUCGCUCCUUUCAUAAUGGCACUAACAGCAAAAUCUCACCCUUUUCCCAAAUCCACGUUUAGCGAAUCGUUCAAGAACACCUGCCCUAUGUUGUGGUGGACUUCCGUGACUCUAGAAGAUGAAGAGAGAUGGCCACAAAAAGAAAAGUUCAUAAA
Molecule: messenger RNA, 1597 nt
Organism: Vanessa atalanta (red admiral)
Lineage: Eukaryota; Metazoa; Arthropoda; Insecta; Lepidoptera; Nymphalidae
Exons: 2
Coding region: 122-730 (202 amino acids)
Molecular function (GO): DNA binding
Source: RefSeq, a predicted model, not a curated record